CAAGUUGGCAGCUCAUUUUAAUGGAAGAAGAGUGGGGGGAAGGAAAACAACGCAACUUUUUGCUGUAUUAAAAAAAGAAAACAAAAACAUUAAAAUUAAGUUUUAAUUAUUAAAUUAAUCGUUUAACUGAAAAUCACACACCUUCUAUCCUUAACCAACGGCCCGGCUUAUCCAUUGAUAGCAUUAUCGAAGUGCGAUUGGCGUCAAUAAUGUAGCAGCUGCUGCUACAACUGUUUUGGAGUAACAUAAAUUAGUUGGUGCUGCUAGCCAGGCUACUGAGCGGGAGGGAGUCGCGUCGCUGGUGCAGUUUGUGUCUCGAUUAAAGGGAGCCGCUGCUUCUGCUGCCACUGCCAACAAUACAACGGACGAUCGACAACUAACUGCAACACUAACAAACAGCAUUCACAUAGUCAGCGCCUCGUUGAGCUCAUUGUUCUGCGACUGUGACUGUGACACCGUUUACCCGUUUAUCUUUAUCCGUUGCCCGGCAGCAGCCCCAGCCCCAGCACCAGACAGCUGUAUCUAAAAAUGGAGUGGACUAGAGAGAAGACACUGCUGUUGAUCAACGAGUACCGACAGCGACGUGGACUGUGGGACAUGACUUGCGACGAAUAUCGAAAGAAGGAUGUAAAACAGCGACUCUUAAAUGAAGUUAGUGAGGUGCUUGGUGGUAAUAUUGCAAUACCGGAACUAGAGAAAAAGUUUCACACACUGCGAACGCAGUAUCAUCGAGAGAUAAGUCGUAUGAAACGCAAGGAGCCCUAUAAUUCAAAGUGGUUUGGUUUUAAGAAUCUCGUCUUUUUAAGUUCACCUUAUGCGUGUCGCUCCACCAAAAGCCGUUUGAAAACGGAGCUACAAUUGCAGGAUAACACAACAACACAGAAAUACGUGUUGGGAGAGGUCUCGACUGGAUCGGCUGAAAACAAUAAUAUGAACGAAGAAUACAUAAUAACUCCGCGCAAGUCGCACGUAUCAAGCCGGGCUCAAGAGCUGGAGAAACUUAUUGAGGAGACGACCAAAGAUGUGGAUGACAUGGAUGACGAUGAGCCGGGUGUCGAGGAUGAUGUUGACACAAAGCCCAAACUGAGCAAAGAGAUAAGUGGCACGUAUGUUCAAAUAAACGAGGAUGAUAAUGAGGCUCUAGAGAGCCAUACGCAUCACCAUCAACAGCAGCAGCAUCAACAGCAGCAUCAGCAGCAACAGCAACCACAUCAUCAACAAUCCAUUAUGGAACUUCAUCACUCCUCAAACACUGUAGAGGCAGUCAGUUUUCAGGCCAACGAAAGUGGCGAGCUUCACUACCAAUCAGCGUCAUCGUCCGGCAAUGCCAGCAGUGGCAACGGCGCCUCUGUGCAUGUGGUUCCAACGCGCAUUAUUAAGAUACAAAGGCGUGAUACGUCCAAUCAAGAGAAUGGCUAUUUCGAGGACCAAUCCGCGCAGCAUCAGCUCCAUCCACCACCAGCUAAACGAAUAUAUUUUGAUCCCAAUACUUCGCACAGCACCACAAUUCUCUCCACAUCCACACUGGCAGCAGCAGCACAAAACGGCAAUGGCAGCAAUGUGCUGACAACGACAGCCGGUUCCGGCGUAACAGGUGGCACUUUGCGUCUGCCUCGCGUCAAUGCCAUAGUCAAUACGUCACUGUCACCUCCCAAGCCAGCCAGUUCACCGAUACCUCCACCGACGCUCGCCACUCAUCUACGUGAUGAGUUCUCCACGUACGGUGAGUACGUUGCCAAUGAGAUGCGUGCCAUCAAUAACCGGGAGGUGCUAAUCGCGUUGAAGCACAAAAUAAAUACUGCCAUAUUCGAGGCAAAUAUGGCAGAGCUACAGAAAUGAAAUUGGAUUAAUUAAAUGUACUGCAAAGUAAUCAAUAUAAACUAAAGUUUUUAGCAAGAAUUUAGUCUUAAGUCUCCUGUUCAAUUUUCUAAAAUCAAAUGGUUUUAUAAUACCCCAGUAAUUGUAAAGCUUUUGUUGUAACCAGUUAUUAAAAUGUGUAAAUUUACAUAGAUUCGCCACUAUAUGUAUGUAUGUGUAUCGAUUUGAUUAAAUAAGCCAAAUAUAAAGUUUAGUAGAAUCCAAAA
This is a messenger RNA of Drosophila innubila, 2084 nucleotides long. Its product is annotated as box A-binding factor. The transcript has 2 exons. The coding region runs from base 529 to 1839 and encodes 436 amino acids. NCBI's taxonomy places the organism in Eukaryota, Metazoa, Arthropoda, Insecta, Diptera, Drosophilidae. The record is from RefSeq and is a predicted model, not a curated record.